GCGUGUGUGUGUGUGGUGCCUGAAGCCAGCGCUGAGUGGAGCUUGUCUGCCAGCAGCUUCAGCAGCGGCUCGUUCUGGAUCCUAGCACGCUCACUGACAAUUCAAGGAGGCCCCCUUUUCUUCCUAUUUCCCGCGGAUUAUCGUUCACCAUGGGCGACAAAAAGAGCCCUAGCAGGCCAAAAAGACAAGCCAAACAAGCUGACGACGGCUACUGGGACUGUAGCGUCUGCACCUUUAGGAACACGGCCGAGGCUUUUAAAUGCAACAUCUGCGAUGUGAGAAAGGGCACAUCAACAAGGAAACCCAGGAUCAACUCCCAACUGGUGGCCCAGCAGGUGGCCCAGCAGUACCCAAUGCCACCCCCGGCUAAAAAAGAGCGACGGGAGCGGAGCGAGCGCACAGACAGGGAACGGGCGGACGGUGAAGGAGAGAGCGCUAUCGGGGAGGCUCGCCCUGAAGGUGAGCGUCCGGAGAUAGUGAGGCCCGAGAUAGACACUUCUCCCCCUGACAUUGACAAGAGUGACAAGGAGCAACCCAAGGAGCAGCCAAUCCAAGACAAAGCCGACAGAGAGAGAGACAUCAUCCCGGCCCUCACAAAGAAGCCCAGCAUCAAAAAAAGCAGGUCAGUGAGCAUGGAUGCAGAUAGAGAGGGCGUUUUGCUGAGGGUGUCAUUGCCUCACUGGUGUUUGUGUCUGUCUUCCCCCAGACCCAAAUCAGAUAACCAUCAGAGUCCACCCAGUGACAAACAGAGUAUACAGUCUGGCAAAUCAGCAACCAAGACCAACAACAAGAACAAUCAUAUUUCCAGGCCCAAGCUGAAGAACGUCGACCGGAGCACGGCGCAGCAGCUGGCCAUCACCGUGGGCAACGUGACGGUGAUCAUAACAGACUUUAAGGAGAAGAGCCGUUCCUCGUCUACGUCCUCGUCCACGAUCACGUCGAGCGCAGGCUCCGAACAGCAACACCAGAGCUCCGGCUCAGAGAGUAUGGACAAAGGCUCGUCGCGUGCCUCCACGCCCAAAGGAGAUCUCUCCGCAGGGCACGACGAGUCCUUCUAGGGCCUGCCCCUCUCUCUGUUGACCCCGCCCACUUGACCCCCUUUUCACCCCACGUUACUGGACACUAUGGAUCCCAAAUGGGGAGAGACUUCACCUUCCCCACGGCCACGCUGCCUCUGUUCCAUGACCAACCCGGAUGAGGAGAAGGGCUCAGAGUGCACCUAACAUGGAAACGAAGGCCUCCAGUGGACAAGGAAAAGUAGCUGUGGACUAAACCGAGUUAACGCCCAAGCUAGCGUCAAGACACUUGUAUGUAUUGUUUUAUAUUUGGACGUGGAUGUGAGGCCAAGUCGAUCUUUUUGUUUUUGUCGAGAAACAUUUCUCCGCCGGGCACAAUAACCACCGUUGUUUUAUUAUUAUCAUUUGUACCCUUAUUUAUUACCUGUGGCACCUGUAUACUUGGGUAUUUUCCGUAUAAUGUUGAAGCUUGGCUGCGUAGCUCUGCAGACCGAUCCUUCCCUCAGUGUUUUUAUUGCAGUUUGAAAUUAUGCCAGACACACACACACACACACAAAGGUGCUAGAUACACUGUGAAAAGUUUUGCAGGUAUUCCGAUCACUCAAUGUGAUGAAGAAUCCAAUUGCCACUCCCUUUCCUCAACAAAACGGUCUCACUCCGAACACUGUUGGGACCGUCUUCACGGCUGCGGUGUGCACCCAGAAGUCCAAAUACUCAACUUUCAACUCAUAAUCUUCUACAGUAUUGUGUGUCCUUAACUGUACAGUGUAGGCUGUUGUGUAAAACACUAAAAGCUGUUGGUAUUUGCUCCAUUCCGUUGUGCAACUGUUGAGUUUCCUGGCUCCAGGUGAAGUUGUGUGGCCCUUAAGUUGGAGUUUAUCCUGAUGCGACUGAAGGAUAGUUGCACGCAGUCUCACUUGGUGAAACCAUAUGGAACUGUCAAACACACUUCAACAACUGUAAUUUUUUUGUUUUGUUUGUUGUGACACCUCAAAACCUGCUAGAAACCAGUGCAAAUAAGUUCUCUUCUUGACAAUUUCAUUUCCUUUUUUAUAUUUGCUAAAUAGUAAUUUAAAGACUACAGUCAUUGUAGGUGAAAAUAAAAUCACAAUUGCUCUUUCAUUUUAGAACAGCAAGGAUUGUUAAAGGUUCUAAUUCACUUGCACCCAUAGCUGAUACGAGAACAACCUAAUUUCCUUUUAAGUGUAUGAAAUUGUAUAAAGAAUAAAUGUGUAUAUGAUAUCUUAGUUUUAUUUAUUGAAGGACCAAAGGAAUUUCAUAUUGACAUGAUACAUAGAUGAAUACAAAUUUGAAAUGCAAUUAUUGCAAUUAUCUAAUGUUUGAGAUGAAUAACAGUUUAAAUAAAGACUAAUAUAAUCCA
This is a messenger RNA of Phycodurus eques (leafy seadragon), 2397 nucleotides long. RefSeq names its product RING1 and YY1 binding protein b (gene rybpb). Bases 150 to 1058 code for a protein of 302 amino acids. Gene Ontology annotation, molecular function: transcription coregulator activity; DNA binding. The transcript has 4 exons. Gene Ontology annotation, cellular component: nucleus. Gene Ontology annotation, biological process: positive regulation of DNA-templated transcription. The record is from RefSeq and is a predicted model, not a curated record. Lineage: Eukaryota; Metazoa; Chordata; Actinopteri; Syngnathiformes; Syngnathidae.